GGNGCGCGUGCCCCCCCCCGAAGGGCUCAUGCGUUCGAUGGGGAGCAUAAGCCACAGCCAGGGCCCACCCGAAGGUUUAAUGCGCUCCAUGGGCAGCAUAAACCCUAACCCGAACCAGGGUUUGUCCGAGGGUUUGGUCCGCUCAAUGGGCGCGUUAACCCCCAACCAGGGCUUGGCUCGGACCAACAGCGGACCCUUUGAUUUCCAGGGGGAUCCCCUUCGUGCUCCCCUCUCCCGGCGCACAAGCAGCACUCCCACUGGGUUUCUGGGGAGGGAGGACGGCCCGGGCCCGCAAUCGGGCGGAAACUCCGCUGCUCCCCCGAGCCUGUUCACGCAGUACCGCGAACAGGGUCCUUGGCUGUCCCCAGAGGACCAGAAGGAAAUGUUCCGUCACGAGCAGUCAAAGAUGUAUGAGGAUCGCGUGGUUUUGGAGCGGGCUUUGCGGGCGCAGCAGCUGGGGCGGCAGCUCUCAGGCGGGUUCGAUGGGGGUCCCAACGAGGGGCGUGGCGGGAUGGACCCGGAAAUGGCGGGCCGGUUUGCGCAGGCGGGCCACUUUCGGCCGGAGCUUGCGGGGGGGUACAACCAGAACCCACUGGAUUAUGCGCGCUUCCCUUCGGUCCAGCAGCAGCAGCAGCAGCGGCAGCAUGCCCAGCAGGCGCAGUCACAGCAGCACCCCUCGGCACGUCCCCAGUUCUCGGAGGCGGCGCCAGGGCCGCCAACGCCUCCCGCAAGCGAAACAGUGUCACCAAGUCCAGAAGACUUCCAAGAGUACAGCCCGUUUGGCGGCCAGCCUUCGCUCUUCAAGGAGAACUCCGGCAAGUCCAUCUGGUAAAGUGGGGGCCUGGAUCGCCAGGACAGCGCCGGGGUGGGGAAUACUUCUAGCGAUGGAGCUUUCCGUUUUGGGGGCUGGCUCGGGGGGUCUUUUGUGGCGGACGCCGGUCGCUCUUCGUAGAGGCUACUAGGAAGAGGGCCCGGCUUGGGGGCAAGUCAUUUUCGAAGGACGUUUCAGGCUCGUCAAAUGUGCAGGGGGGCAGACGGGGUUGCAAGACCCCUAGAAGCAUAGUCUGUAGUACCAUACGCAGGGAUGCCGUAGUGCAGCUAGGGUCACGUGCACCGUCGCGAGAGUUACGGAGGAGGGCUGGGCGCUGCAUGCUUCGAUCACCUCCAAUUGCCUAGCGGAGACAGGUCGUGGAAGGCCCCGCUGGCCUUGGGGGCGCGCUGUUUUGAGCUUCUGACAGGGGCGCUGGUCAAUAGGAACUCGACUAAUCGUUAAGAAGUUUAGACGUGCGCAUACAUGCGAAGCAUCUAUGCAGGCUAGUGUAAGGUCGGCCCUGGCUUUUAGGUCAUCGCCAAGAAAACUGCAUUGCAUGUUCCGUGGUGGAGGACGGUCCAAAUUGGAUUGCGCUUAGAUCGUUGCUUAUCAGAAAUAAUACGGUUGGGUCGAGCAUGUGGGAGUCCCUCUUGUAGCCUAACGCAAUACAGCACAACGACGACACAAUCCACCGGUGUUCUUGAGCUGCGCAACCCAAGCCGCUGUCGGACAAUAACGAGAGUGGUAGGCUUAACCCAGGUACGGUCACCCAACAUAUGUUGUCGAAACACUAGUCUCCUAUCCGGCAACGUUGACUCCGUUUUUAUUAGGACUAGUUACUUUGGCACGACGAUUCACACGGUCCAACUGUUAUGAGUCCCUUUUGCUUCGAGUUUUACCGAUAUUUGCC
Molecule: messenger RNA, 1721 nt
Organism: Klebsormidium nitens
Lineage: Eukaryota; Viridiplantae; Streptophyta; Klebsormidiophyceae; Klebsormidiales; Klebsormidiaceae
Source: the annotation of a GenBank genome assembly